Molecule: messenger RNA, 1130 nt
Organism: Myiozetetes cayanensis
Lineage: Eukaryota; Metazoa; Chordata; Aves; Passeriformes; Tyrannidae
Gene: STAC3
Product: SH3 and cysteine rich domain 3
Exons: 12
Coding region: 36-1130 (364 amino acids)
Biological process (GO): positive regulation of voltage-gated calcium channel activity; positive regulation of protein localization to plasma membrane; skeletal muscle contraction
Cellular component (GO): extrinsic component of cytoplasmic side of plasma membrane
Molecular function (GO): protein binding
Source: RefSeq, a predicted model, not a curated record
AGCCUCCAGCAGCAGUGGGAUGCUCCCAAGGCAGCAUGACUGAGAAGGAAGUGCCAGAGCCACCAGCUUCACCUGCUUCAGGUGGGAAACCCAAGAGCCGGCUGCAGAAGCUGAAGCAACUUUUCCAGCGGAAGCCCAAGGAGGAGCCGGUGCCGGAGCCGCAGCCCAACGGGGAGCUGGUCAGCCCCUCGGGGGGGCCCAUCUACUACAUCUAUGAGGACGAGGAAGAGGAGGAAGAGGAGGAAGAGCCCGAGCCCCCUCCUGAGCCCGAGAAGCUUGUCAAUGACAAACCCCACAAGUUCAAAGAUCAUUACUUCAAAAAACCCAAGUUCUGUGAUGUUUGUGCCCGAAUGAUCGUCCUCAACAACAAAUUUGGCCUGAGGUGCAAGAACUGCAAAACCAACAUCCACCACCACUGCCAGUCCUACGUGGAGAUGCAGCGCUGCUUUGGCAAGAUCCCCCCCGGGUUCCGCCGGGCGUACAGCUCCCCCCUCUACAGCGACCAGCAGUACGCCUGCGUCAAGGACCAGCUCUCGGACAACAGGAGCGACCCCGUGUUCGAGACGCUGCGGACGGGCGUCAUCAUGGCCAACAAGGAGCGCAAGAAGGGGCAGGACGACAAGAAGAACCCCUUGGCUGCAAUGAUGGACGAGGAGCCGGAGGCCACGAAGCCGGUGGGGAGCAAAGCCGAGGGCGGUGCCUCCGAAGGGGACAAGAAGGCUGAGAAGAGCCCAACAGAUGACAAGAGCAAGAAGCCACAGCCGGGGGCGUUCCUGCAGUCCCACUAUUUCGUGGCCCUUUAUCGCUUCAAAGCCCUGGAGAAGGACGACCUGGACUUCCCGCCCGGGGAGAAGAUCACGGUGGUCGAUGACUCCAACGAGGAGUGGUGGCGGGGGAAGAUCGGUGAGAAAGUCGGGUUCUUCCCGCCCAACUUCAUCAUCCGGGUGCGGGCCGGCGAGCGGGUGCACAAGGUGACUCGUUCCUUCGUGGGCAACCGGGAGAUCGGGCAGAUCACGCUCAAGAAGGAUCAGAUCGUGGUGCAGAAGGGGGAGGAGGUGAACGGUUACGUCAAAGUCUUCACCGGCCGCAAAGUGGGGCUGUUCCCCGUGGACUUCCUGGAGGAGAUCUGA